ACAGUGUCAGGACAAAUCCGUCGUGCAAUGGACUUGCUUCCGGCGCCGAUAGUUUCCGAAGCCGUAAACUGAUUCACUUAAAAUCACCUCAUGCGUCGAGUGUCGUGUGACAUCCCUUUGGUUUCGUUAUUUGCUAUUGGCCUAAUCGCAUUUGCCGCGGUUUCUCGGCAUAUUAGCUCCUGAUUUUUCUGCCAAACUUGCUAGUGAACAUCAUAAUUUUUUUGCCUUCGGCGACAAAUUGUUUAUAUUUGUGGAACAAGAGAAAAAUUGUUUAUUGCUCGAAUUUUACAUGCAGCUGAAUAUAUGGCAAAUUCUACAAGUUCUGAUCGUAGGGAUAAGGCUGAUGAAAAUAACAAUGGAAGGUGUCUCAAUGAGAUGGGCAGAAUCAACUCAGGCUCUUCUAUGAAAGAUGCCACUGGUCCUAGAAGGUCUAUCAGAGAAACUUCAUCAAAGAAGACGACUCCUAGUCCCUCAAGUACUCGAAAGUCUGAACGACUUGGAAAGAGUACACCACUAAAUCCUCCUGUCAGAAGGAAGUCUGAAAGGGUUGAGAAACAGAAGAUGCCAAAUUCUUUGAGGAGAUCUAAAAGAACUAAGAAUCACUCUGAUAUAGCUUCUUCAGGUUCUAAGGGCUUUGACUCGUUAGCUCAAAAGCAGAAAAAGAAAAAAAAACACAAGAGUGUAAAAAAAUUAACAUUUGAAGCUGAAAAAGCUGAAAAUGAAGAAUGUGAAGGAGAAACUUCUCAGGUAAAGAGGAAGAGAAUGAAUGCUCGUGCUUACCGGGCCAUGAUAAAGAAAAAGCCAAAAAUAGAUUGUCCUGAGGAGACAAAUGGUAAAGGUAAUUUAAUUCCAGGUGGUGGCAACAAUGUUGAGGGCAAGAUUGAUGAACGCUUCAAAGGAAGUAAUUUAGUUUGUAAAGAAGCUGCCAAGAAUGAAAUGCUACCAUCUGAUGAUGCCAAGGAGUUAGCUAACCUUUCUGCUAUUAAGGUUAGAGUUGAAAUUGAAGCCACCUUUGCUGCAGAAAUUUCUGAGAAAGGUGUUGACUGCUCGCCUUCAAACGAUGUCUCUAUAGAGAUCCAAUCAGAUGAUGGAAAAAUAUGUCUCAUUUGCCAAUGUGGUGGGCAGCUCUUAUUUUGCGAUGGAAAAGAAUGUGAUGGAUGCUACCAUUUUUCUUGUCUUGAACCUCCCAUGGUGGAUGCUCCCCUUGGAGUUUGGCAUUGUAACCUCUGCUUGAAGAAGAAGAUAGAGUUUGGUGUAUAUUCUGUGUCUGAGGGAGUAGAAUCAAUUUGGGAUACCAGAGAAGUCAAGGUGUCUCAUGCUGAGGGAUUGACAACUGAGAAACAUUUUCUCGUGAAGUAUAAAGGCCUUGCUCAUGUUCACAACCGUUGGGUCUCAGAAAGUCAGUUACUUCUUGAAGCUCCUCCGUUGUUGCUUGAGAAAUUUAAUCAGAAAGAUCAGGCCCUAAAGUGGAAGCUAGAAUGGAGCAUACCUCAUCGCUUGCUUCAGAAGAGAGCAUUAAUCUUUGCCAAUGAUGGUCAUCCCAGGAGUGGCCAAGCUGUUGGCAAUUCUCAAUGUCAUUAUGAAUGGCUUGUUAAAUGGCAUGGUCUUGGUUAUGAAGAUGCAUCAUGGGAGCUGGACAAUGCUCCGUUUCUUCGUUCACUUGAAGGUCAGAGGCUAAUUAAAGACUAUGAAGAUCGUCAUCAGAGGGCAAAGAGAGUUCCUUUAUCAUCCAAAGCAGAUAAGAAACUAGACCGCAUAAGUUCUUUUAGCAAAUUAUCUCAGACACCUGGUGGAUUUCCGCCUGGAUUUGGUGUAAACAAUUUGGAUGCAGUUAACAAGCUACGUGAGCAUUGGCAUAAGGGUCAGAAUGCUGUUAUAUUUGAUGACCAUGACAGAAUGGUGAAAGUGGUUGCAUUUAUCUUAUCUUUGGACUCUAAUACUUGUCAACCUUUUCUCAUUAUCUCAACCUCAGCUGCUCUCCAUUUAUGGGAGGAUGAGUUUUCUUGUUGGGCACCAUCUCUCAAUGUUAUUAUUUACGGUGGAAACAAAGAGAUUCGUAGAAGUAUUCGGAAACUAGAAUUUUAUGGGGAAGGAGGCUGUUUGCUUUUCCAAGUACUUAUAGUACUUCCAGAGAUCAUCAUCGAGGAUCUAGAGGUUUUAGAAGGCAUAGAAUUUGAAGCAAUCUUAGUUGAUGAGUGCCAGUGCUCAAAGAUCUCAUCUUAUUCGAAACAAAUUAAAAUGUUAAAGACAGAUUUGUGGAUUCUUCUUCUUAGUGGCCAACUAAAGGAUAGUGUUGUAGAAUAUCACGAUAUCCUGGCACUUCUUCAUCAUCGGAAUUACAAUGAAAAGAAUGAUGAUUUAAUCUCCAAUUCCAGUGAUAUUGGUCAACUGAAGGAUAAACUAUCAAGUUUUGUUGCAUAUAGAUGCAAAUCAGACUCCUUUAGGUUUGUUGAGUAUUGGAUUCCUGUAAAUAUAUCCAAUGUGCAACUUGAGCAGUAUUGUGCUGCUUUACUUUCAAACUCUUCAAUACUCCGUUCUCAAUCGAAAUCUCAUGUUGUUGGGGCGCUUCAUGAUAUUCUUGUUACUACCCGGAAGUGUUGUAAUCACCCCUACCUUGUUGAUGAAUCCCUACAAAGUUUACUUAUCAAAGAUCUUCCACCAGCUGAGAUCCUGGAUGUUGGAAUAAAAGCAAGUGCGAAGCUGCAACUUCUUGAUUCCAUGCUCAUGGAAUUGAAAAAACAAGGUUUGAGGGUGCUUAUUCUUUUCCAGUUUUUAGGUGGUUCUGGGAAGGUUUCAAUUGGAGAUAUUUUGGAUGACUUAAUACGUCAAAGAUUUGGUCCAGAUUCUUAUGAAAGAAUUGACAAAGGUGUUUUGAAUUCUAAGAAGCAAAGUGCUCUGAAAAUGUUUAACAACAAGGACCACGGGAGAUUUGUAUUUUUAUUGGAGGCCAAUGCUUGCCAUCAAAGCAUCAAAUUGUCAUCAGUUGAUACCAUUAUCAUAUUUGAUAGUGAUUGGAACCCAUUGAAUGAUAUAAGAUCCCUUCAGAAAAUAACACUUGAUUCACAGUUGGAACAGAUUAAAAUAUUUCGGUUAUAUUCAUCUUUCACUGUUGAAGAAAGAGCCCUAGUCCUUGCUAAGCAGGAUAGACCACUUGAUACCAAAUUUGACAUAAGUUGGAGUACCAGUCACACACUAUUGAUGUGGGGGGCAUCGUCUUUAUUUGAUGAUUUAAAAGCUUUUCAUGAUGGUAAAACUGAUUUCUUAAGUGUGGAUUCCUUAUCUGGACAAUUAUCUUUAAAACAUGCUCUACAUGAAUUUUCAUUCGUACUUAAGCAAAAUGGUGAAGAUAAUGAUGCAAGGGACUGCUCCUUUUUAUUGAAAGUCAAGCAAAAUGGAGUAAAAUACCACCCAAAUUUUUCUUUGCUUGGUGAGUGGAAAUUUAAAUCACUGGAUUUAGAGCCAUGCCACUUGUUUUGGACAAAAGUUUUGGAGGGAAAAAAUCCACGGUGGAAAUACUCAUGUGGUUCAUCUCAAAGGAGCCGAAAAAGGGUUCAGCAUUUUGAUUCAGGAAAUAGACCUGACCUUGAGAAUGAAGAGGUAGUGAAAAAGCGUUCAAAACUGAUAAAUAAUGCUGAUCAGCCUUAUUCAAAACAUGAAGGUGAACAAUUAUCUGCCAGAAACAAGGAAGGAAAUUCUGGAGAACCAAUGGAAAGACCUCAAGGCAAUGAUGUUGAAUUCUUGAAAGCAAGGAAGUCACGUAAUGAGCAGAGGAGCUUACAUCUUUCUCUGAAGUCAGAAAUAGCUAAGCUUUGUGAAAUCCUACAUGUCCCAGAUAAUGUCAGGAGGAUGGCUGAUGAAUUUCUUGAGUAUGUCAUGGGCAACCACCAUGUGAAUAGUACUCUUCCAAAGUCAAUACUGGAGGCUUUUCAAAUUUCUCUGUGUUGGACUGCAGCUGCUUUGGUAAAGCACAAGAUUGACCAUGAAGCUUCCCUCAUGCUUGCAAAACAGAAUUUAAAAUUUGGUUGCAGGAAGGAUGAGGCAAACUUAAUUUAUUCAAUGUUGCGGUGUCUGAAGAAUAUAUUUUUGCAUCGAACAGGAAACUACAAUGUCACUGGCUCUCCAAAAGCUUCUGGAUCUGAAUUAUCUGGUAAGAAUUAUUCCUGUAUGGGCUUGGCGCUAGAGGUUGAAUUGGCUAAGAAAGAUGUCUCAAAAAGCAUCAAAGAAAUUCAAAAGAAGUGCCAAAAGAAGUUGAGGAAGUUACUCCUUAAGCAUCAAGAAGAAAAGAAGAAGUUGGACGCAACAUAUGAGGAAAAAAGGGCUGAUCUUGAGAAAAAAUACAAAAUAGAAUCAGCCGUUAUUCGAUCCUCUUCUCCCAAUGAUGUGAUGAGAUCAGAAAAGCUUAAGGCUUUAGAUAUUGAAUAUACUGGAAGAAUUGAAGAUUUGAAGCAUCAGCAUCAAAUACAUCUCAAAGAUCUUGAGGAUGACCUAUUGAAAGCAAGGCAAACGUUACAAAAUUGGCAGGCUACUUGGGUGGAAGAUGUGAAGUCUUGGGCACAAGAUGAAUUGUUAAACACACUUCCUUUGAAAGAACGUGAGAAUAGCAUACUUGAGGACUAG
This is a messenger RNA of Prosopis cineraria, 4617 nucleotides long. RefSeq lists its product as uncharacterized. Gene Ontology annotation, biological process: negative regulation of transcription by RNA polymerase II; chromatin remodeling. The record is from RefSeq and is a predicted model, not a curated record. Gene Ontology annotation, cellular component: chromatin; nucleus. Lineage: Eukaryota; Viridiplantae; Streptophyta; Magnoliopsida; Fabales; Fabaceae. The transcript is spliced from 17 exons. Gene Ontology annotation, molecular function: ATP-dependent chromatin remodeler activity; ATP hydrolysis activity; chromatin binding. Bases 304 to 4617 code for a protein of 1437 amino acids.